UUCCAGACGAAACCGGAAGUGAGCGGAUGGAAUCGUCUCAGUGGCCCGGAAGUAGAAACUCUCCGCUCCAAACAACGUGUUUCCAUGUGUUGAACUGAAGACUUUAGAGGAAAACACGCAGCAGAUUUCCGUUCAUCAUGACGUCGCUGGCCCACCAGCUCAAGAGGCUCGCGCUGCCUCAGAAUGACUCCAAUCUUCUGGUCCGUCGGGAGGUUGCCUCACUGCUCUUCGACCCCAAAGAUGCUGCGACUAUGGACAGAAGUACCUUCUAUGCCCUUGGCUGCACAGGGCUGGAGGAGCUGCUGGGAAUAGAACCGGCGUUCCUGGAGUUCCAGGACACUUUGUUCAGCCGGGCGUCGCUGACUCUGGAACGCAGCGUCCAGUCCAAGGAGGUCAACGAGAAGCUGGACGCCGGCAUCUCACUCUUCCUCACCCGCCUCUGCCCGUACUUCCUCCUCAAACCGGCACACAAGUGCAUCGAGUGGCUGGUUCACCGCUUCCACAUCCAGCUGUACAACGCCGACAUGCUGCUGUCCUGCGCGCUGCCGUAUCACGACACCAACGUGUUUGUCAGAGUCCUGCAGCUCCUCAAGAUCAAAGACGCCACCAACCAGUGGAACUGGCUACACUGCCUGCAGAAACCAGGUGUGCCGCUAUCCAGAGGAGCCCUGAUCAACCACUGCUACAGCGACCUGAGCUUCAUGGACUUCAUCUGCUCCAUGGUGACCAGGUCCAUCCAGGCUUAUUCAGGACACUCAGGGAAUUGCUCCCAGCUCAGAGUGAUCUUCUCCUUCUAUGCCUCCACCAUUGUUCCUGCUCUGGACGCUGUGGACAAAGUGUCCGAUACCAUCAUCUCCAAACUGCUGCCGUAUGUCCAGAAGGGUCUCAAGUCAUCCCUGACGGACUAUAAAGCUGCCACCUACAUGAUCGUGUGCCAGCUGGCAGUGAAGGUGGUGAUGGAGUCGAGUCUUGUGGACAGUCUCGCCGUUCACAUCAGCAAGUCUCUAGUCAAAGAGCCGGUUCUGGCCAAAGAGGGUCUGGGCUGCCUCACCGUGCUGCUGCAGAACCAGAAGGAAGGCGCUACCGGACCCAGAGCUGUCGGCCGUCUCUGCUCGAUGCCGGCCCUGGUUUCCACGCUGCAGGUCAUGGCGGCAGUUCAUGACGUCAGGCCUCUACUGCGUUACCUGCUGCCCCACCUGGUCCACAGUGUGUUCGCUGGCAGCUCAGGUGAGACGGAAACGGACGAGCUCAGAGUUUUGGAGUCGAUCCUGACGUCCGUCCCCCUGACCAAAGACCUGGACCGGACCAUGGCUCGGUUGCUGCUGGACGAAUAUCUGAGUCAAACCGAACUUUCUGCUGAAAACCUGUCGGCACUUGACCAGCGUCUGCUGCCUCUAGUUCGACUGUUCGAGUCCAAGUACGUCGGAGCUCUGGACAGCAUCCUUGCAGGUCAUGUGACCGACAUCAGCGACACGCAGCAGAAACAUCUGUUUCAUCACUUCCUGUCUCUGUCUCUGUGCAGCGGGAAGUUCCAGAUUCUGGGCGACUCGGACACGUCGCUGCUGCUCAGCCUUAAACAUCCUCAGCCUUCAGUCCGAGUGUCGGCUGUGGAGCAUCUGAUGGACAUCGUCACCUCCGGACAGCAGCAGAGUUUGGACGAAGGUUUCCUGAAAGACACCAUCGUCGAACGCCUCCAGGACGAAGCUCCGUCAGUCGUCUCUGCAGCUCUGAGGGUCCUGGAGGUGGUUCUGGAUGUUCUGGAGCCUGAAGAUGUUGUGUCAUGUUUCCUGUGUCUGCUGAACCGAGCCGAUCUGUCCGACGCUGAACGCUGGCUUCCCGUCCAGACCGAGGCGCUGCGUUUACUGUCCGACCCCCGGCUGGGAAAAAGCGAUGCUGACCUGGUGCAGCGGACCGGCUGGAGGCUGCUGCCCUUCCUGGUGGCAACGUCGAGUCGACUCGGCCUCCCUCGCCUCGUUGCCCGGUCCUCCUUCCUCCAGCAGCAUCCGCUCACCCUCACCUGGGCUGCAGAACUGGACAAAGCGACGAAGAGAAGCUCUGAUCCGAACUUUGUUGGUUUGAUAAACGAACGUCUGGUUUCCACGCUGACCCAGAAUCUGGCCAACAUGGAGCAUUUCUCCAGACGGGACGCCCUGGAGAAGCUGGCGGUGCUGGUGGAGCAGCAGCAGGGUUCUGGUCUCCGACAGAAGACGUCCUUCCUGGUCCUGACCCAGACGCUGCUACUGGGUCUGGGAGGUCUGAGCGACACGCAGCACCUGCUGACGGCCCAGAGGGUCUACCUGCUGCUGGAGCGCCCCCUGCUGGAGCUCCGCCUCCAGGAGUCUGGGCGUCUCGUCUCUGAUUGGCCGUCCUUCUCCGAGGCUCUGACCGCUUACCUGAGCAGGUGUGAGCAGCAGCCAGGUGAGCCGGCCGACCUGGAGUUCGGCUGCGUCCUCACCUGUCUGCUCAGAGACUUCAUCCAGACCCUCAGGUGUGACGACGCCUCCUUCAAAGGUGAGGUCUGGUGGAACCCGGAGAAGAUGGACACCAACACCUGCUGCUACCUGGGUCUGCUCUGUCGGAUGUUCAGCGUUCUGAUGAGCGGCGCCACCGACGGACCGACGGCAGGAAGCUUCAGACAGCUGAUGAAGCUGCUGGUCCAGGUCCACCUUGGGGAUCCAGUGAUGCUCUUCAGGUUCCUGUCCAUCCUGUGGGGAUACGGCAGUAACCACGGCGACCAGCUGGACGUGAAGGUGGGCGCCGUCCUGCAGACUCAGGCACUGUAUAUGGGCGGAGCGUUGCUUAGCAACCAGCCGGACGCCAUGUUGGAGACGCUGGCCGCCACCGAUUCACCUGUGGUCCCGUCCCUGUUGUGUUGUCUCUCCUCUCCGGUCCGGGAGGUUCGUAGAUCCGCCCUCGCCGCCCUGAAGAGCCUAUCAGGAGCCUCCUCCCCCUUCCAGCCAAUCACAGAGAGGCUCCUGAAGACCUCAGAGGAGAUCAUUGCCGACCCGACGUACCUGAGCCAGGUUCUCGGCGUUCUUCACGCUGAAAGUUCUUCCAGUAAAUCCAGGAAGCUUCAGGCGUCGAUGCAGCAGCUGCUUUCCACCGUUCAGACCUCCAGCUGCCCGUCGUACAACAGCGCCGCCCUGCUGGACGCUCUGAGCAACGUCAGCGGACAGUCCGUCCUCUCGGUUCUGCUGCCUGUCCUGGACCGGCUCCUGGAGACCGGACCCGACACCCCAUCUCUGCUGCGGGACGAGGCCCGGCUCAUGCAGCUGGUUCUGGGGAAGUUCGACGAGGCCUCGGCCCCCCUGCUGGUCCGGGACCAGAACUGUCUGGACCUGUUCAUCCGGGCUCUGAGGACCCCGACCCAGCAGCACCCUGACGUACCGAGCUGCCAGAUGAUGGCUCUGGAGCAGAUCUCCAAGUCGUUCUUCUCGGCUCUGGGAGAUGAAAAAGUUCAGCAGAAGAUUCUGUCGGUUCUGUUCGACCUUCUGGUGGAGAGUCGGAGUCCAGCGGUGGCCGACGCCAUCAGCAGCAGCUUUAAGGGGAUCUCCGUUGACGCUCAGCUGGUAGCCAAUGAACUUUCUCCUCCUCAGAAACCCAAUGUCAGCGUGACGGUUCAACAAACCCGCCGGAGCCGAGCCACUCAGAGCAGGAAGCCAGCGGAGGGCUCCGGUCCAGAAGGGGGCGCUGUGUCCUGGCGGAGGGUGACGCUGAUCCUGGAGCUCCUGCAGCACAAGAAGAAGCUGAGGAGAUCCCAGUCGUUGGUUCCGGUUCUGUUCUCGCUGCUGGCCAGGAGUCUGGAGCCAGGAUCAGCUGAUCACGCCAACAUGGAGUACACCAAACAGCUGCUGCUCAGCUGUCUGCUCAACAUCUGCAACAGACUCUCACCUGGAGGAGGAGCUGCAGACGUCCUGGAUGAGGAGAAGUUCAGCGUGGAGCUCGUGGUCCAGGUCAUCAGGGCGUCCGACGUGCCUCAGACUCACCACCAUGCUCUUCUGCUGCUGGGCACCGCCGCCGCCAUCUUCCCCGAGAAAGUUCUGCUCAACAUCAUGCCCAUCUUCACCUUUAUGGGCGCCAACCUGCUGCGCCUGGACGACGCCUACAGCUUCAGGGUCAUCGACCAGACGGUGCAGAUGGUCGUACCUGCCCUGAUCCAGGCCAAUCAGCUGUCCGACGGCGGCUCCUCCUCCCACCUCGUCGCCGUGGUGACCAGGAUCGUGCAUGUGUUCGUCGACGCGCUGCCUCACGUUCCCGAGCACCGGCGGCAGCCAAUCCUGACGCAGCUGGUGACCACGCUGGGCCCCGCCCACUUCCUCUGGGUCCUAAUGCUCCUCCUGUUCAAGCAGCACGCCACGCAGACGGACGGCUCGGCCAGCGAGAAGGACGAGGCUCUGGACAGAGACGUGGAUUUCUGGGUUUCGGUGUGUUCUCACUUCGAUGUGGGCGAUCAGCUGACUUCUCUCAUCAACAUCCUGAACUUCCUGCUGCAGCUUCCAGAUGACAAAGACGACGCUCCGGUGAAGCGUCCGGCCGGCCGGCGAGGAGCCCAGAAGAAGAAGGAGGGUGAGGAGGAGAAGCUGGAGGACCUGAUCUUCAGUCUGGAGGCCCACAGCGGCAAAGAGCUGCGACACUUCAAGUUCCUCAACGUGUCCUUCAUGGCCCAGCUGCUGGGGUCCACCAGCUUCAUCAGGAAGGUUGCUGAAGGAGGCGAUGACGUCGAUGCGACUCUUCAGCCGCUGCAGCAGAAGCUGCUGGAGGAGAUCCUCCGUUACAUCCACAGCGUCGCUCGCUGUGUGGAGGAGAACUCUGAUAAACCCACAGCCAAGUUCUGGAGAGUUCUGCUCAACAAGACCUAUGAUGUUCUGGACAAGGUGAACGCUCUGCUGCCCACUGACACCUUCAUCACAGUGACCAGGGGGCUGAUGGGUAACGAGCUGCCGUCGGUCCGGAGGAAAGCCAUGGAGCUGCUGAACAACAAGCUGCAGCAGCGAACGCAGUGGGAGGAGCCUCAGGUGUCGGCUCUCCUGCAGCUGACCUCCGACCUGCUGAGCAUUGUGGGUAGUGGUCAUGUGACCGAGGGGGCGGAGCUCGCCAUCAACCGGCAGACGGCGCUCUACAGCCUGAAGCUGCUCUGCCGCUGCUUUGGCUCCGCCCACCAGGAGGCAUUCGUCCCCGUCCUACAGCAGGCGGUGCAGGUCGUCACGGUGACAGACGAGGACAGGAACGUGAUGGGCAGCGCUCUGCUCUGCGUCGCCGAGGUGGUCGGCACGCUGAAGACGCUCGCCAUCCCGCAGCUGCCCAGGUUGAUGCCGGCCGUUCUGCACGUGCUCAGUGACAGGAAGGAGCUCCUGAGCAGCGAGAUUUACCUGCUGAGCGUCGUCACGGCGAUGCAGAGAGUCAUGGAGACGCUGCCGCACUUCAUCAGCCCCUACCUGCAGGACACCAUCAUACAGGUGUGUCGUCUGACUCAGCUGCUCCAGUCUUCCUCCUCCUCCUCCUCCUCCUCCUCCUCUUCGACCAAUCAGCUGUCGGCUCGUCUGGCCUCCCUGAGGAGCUCCAUCGCCACCCUGCUGCCCCCCAGGGUCCUACUGCCGUCCCUCAGCCGCUUCUACAGCAACCUGCUGGUCGACAGGAAGGAGCAGCUGGUGGCGCUGAUGAGCAUCCUGAAGGAGCACAUCGGUCACAUGGACAGAGAGCAGCUCAACGUCCACCAAUCAGAGCUCACCUCCUUCUUCCUCACCGCUCUGAACUUCCGCUGCCAGCAUCCUCAGCUGGACCUCCAGAAAACGUCUCGGAUCGAAGGCUGCGUCAUCGACUGUCUUAUCGCCAUGGUGAUGAAACUGUCCGAGAUCACCUUCAGGCCGCUGUUCUUCAAGCUGCUGGACUGGAGUAAAUCUGACAGCUCCGACCGCCUGCUGACGUUCGUCCGUCUGUCCGACGGCGUCGCCGAACGUCUCAAAGGAAUCUUCGUUCUGUUUGCUGGAAACCUGGUGACGCCAUUUUCAGAGCUGCUGAGACGAAGCAACAGCGAUGAGCUGCUGUUUGCUUCAGAUCUCGCUGAAGAGAAAACUUCUCUGCUCCUUGAUUUGGUCCUCGACUGCCUCCAGAAGAUCUUCCUCUACGACACACAGCGGUUCCUGAGCCGAGAACGAGCCGAAGCUCUGCUGAAGCCGCUGGUCGAUCAGCUGGAGAACCAGGUGGGGGGGCAGCAGGUGUACCAGCAGAGGGUCUCCCAGCACCUGGUGCCCUGUCUGGGGCAGUUCGCUGUAGCGCUGGCCGAUGACUCCCAGUGGAAAACCCUCAACUACCAGAUCCUGAUGAAGACCAGACACCCAGACAGCAAGGUGCGUUUCUCGUCCCUGCUGAUGCUGAUGGAGUUGGCGUCCAAACUGAAGGAAAACUACGUGGUUCUGCUGCCGGAGACCAUCCCCUUCCUGGCUGAGCUCAUGGAGGAUGAGUGUGAGGAGGUUGAACAGCAGGUGCAGAAGGUGGUCCAGGAGAUGGAGAACAUUCUGGGAGAACCUCUGCAGAGCUACUUCUAACACACACCACAUACAAAAUACACAACUUUAUACACAGCCUAUACACACACAGCAGGUUGGAGGUUAACAGGAAGUGACUCUGAUUCUGUUUUGUUUCUGAUGUAAGAAAGAAAUGUUGGACUAAAAACUGUCUCUGCUCUGAUUGGAGGAAAUGUUCUGCACAUGCUCAGUAGGUCAGAAAUGAAAGUGAAGCGUUUAGUUUAGGUUGUUCUAAUAAACUGGUUUCAUUUUGUCACAAAAA
This is a messenger RNA of Amphiprion ocellaris (clown anemonefish), 6786 nucleotides long. It is a transcript of the gene heatr1, whose product is annotated as HEAT repeat containing 1. Gene Ontology annotation, cellular component: 90S preribosome; t-UTP complex; small-subunit processome. Gene Ontology annotation, biological process: maturation of SSU-rRNA from tricistronic rRNA transcript (SSU-rRNA, 5.8S rRNA, LSU-rRNA); positive regulation of transcription by RNA polymerase I. The record is from RefSeq and is a predicted model, not a curated record. The transcript has 45 exons. Gene Ontology annotation, molecular function: snoRNA binding. Lineage: Eukaryota; Metazoa; Chordata; Actinopteri; Pomacentridae. Bases 138 to 6545 code for a protein of 2135 amino acids.